AUGUGGAUCUCUCACUUGGACCGUUUGCCAACCAGAUCGAGAUUGAUCUCAUGGGGAAUGCAGAUUUCUCCACUUUGCUGCUUAUGCUCCUCUGCAACAGAAACAAGAGAUCACUUGUUCAUGUUCUGUGGUUUCACCAUGCCUAUAUGGACGUCAGCUCUAGCUCGGCUUCGCCUUCCUCCUGCACAAUUCCAAAGCUGGGAUGCUCUUAUGUCUUGGACCAGAGUUUCAAGUCAAACUGCUCCAUCAAUGCUAAGGAAGCUCGUUACCCAGUCCAUCAUCUAUGCCACAUGGAAACAAAGAAACAAUGCCUUGCAUAACUCUUUGUUCUUCCCACCUGCUUCUAUCUUUAAGAGUAUAGAUAGGGAAAUCAUAAACUCUAUCAAUGCUCGCAGGCAUCGAAAGAAUUUUCAAAAGCUAAUGAGCUUCUGGAUUUCUUAA
Capsella rubella is the source of this 441-nucleotide messenger RNA. RefSeq lists its product as uncharacterized. Lineage: Eukaryota; Viridiplantae; Streptophyta; Magnoliopsida; Brassicales; Brassicaceae. Bases 1 to 441 code for a protein of 146 amino acids. The transcript has a single exon. The record is from RefSeq and is a predicted model, not a curated record.